AGGUGCCUUUUGGCAAUCUCCAAGCGGGCUGUCAUGUGCCUUUUACUGAUAAGUGGUUCCGGCUGGUCAAUCUACCAUAAAAGGCCUGAUUGAUGUAGUUCUGCAGAGAUGGUUGUCCAUCUGGAAGGUUCUCCCAUCUCCACGAAGGAACUCUGGAUCUCUGUCAGUGACCAUCGGGUCACCUAGGCUCUCCCUGACCAAGGCCCUUCUCCCCUGAUUGCUCAGUUUGGCCAGGCGACCAGCUCUAGGAAGAGUCUUGGUGGUUCCAAACUUCUUCAAUUUAAGAAUGAUGGAGGCCACUGUGUUCUUGGGGACCUUCAAUGCUGCAGACAUUUUUGGUACCCUUCCCCAGAUCUGUGCCUUGACACAAUCCUGUCUCGGAGCUCUACGGACAAUUCCUUCCAACUCAUGACUUGGUUUUUGCUCUGACAUGCACUGUCAACUGUGGGACCUUAUAUAGAGCGGUGUGUGCCUUUCCAAAUCAUGUCCAAUCAAUUGAAUUUACCACAGGUGGACUCCCAAGUUGUAGACACAUCUGAAGGAUGAUCAAUGGAAACAGGAUUCACCUAAGCCCAGUUUCCAGUCUCAUAGAAAAUUUUCUGAAUACUUACGUGAAUAAGGUAUUUAAGUUUUGUAUUUGUAGUAAAUUUGCCAAAAUUAAUAGAAACCUGUUUUCGCUUUGUCAUUGUGGGGUAUUGUGUGUAAAAUGUGUUUUAUCAAUUUCAGAGUAAGUCUUUAACGUAACAAAAUGUGGAAAAAGGGAAGCGGUCUGAAUACUUUCCGAAUGCACUGUAUAUUGAAUUUUCCUAUAAUGGCACUAUUAAUCUUGAUUUUACGUGCUCAUUAGUGCAUUAACCAUGAGGUUAUGCCAUCUUAUUAACAUCCCUACUGUCAACAUUCCUACACACUAGCUAACUGACAUGCCGUCCCGUCAUGUCUUUUGAGGUUGUGAAGUAGUGUGAAGUCCAAACUGAGCACUGACAUCACCCAAAACAGUCAUCCUAUUUCCCAUGUCAAUUAGCCUUUCUGUCACCAAAACAUAGACCAUACUAUUUUUUUCCAGAUUAAAAUCGUCAGACUUGUCAUACAUCUAUUAACCAUUAUAUUGCUGUGUUUGAUCUCAUCAUGGUUCCACAAAUAUUUGUUUUUCUGACCGUUUGUACAUUAUUUGUGCUUUUUAGUGGUGUGUGUAUGGAGAAACUCUGAGGAGGGGGAGUGUCUCUCAGUCACGCAGGGAUAAAUAGAGAGGCAGAGCUCACAAUCUGUCAGAAGGGUGAUCAAACAGGAGCAGGACCUCAGCAUUUUUAACCCUUUCUUUCAAAUGGAGGAACACAAAGAUGUUCAACACUGUUUUCAUAACUCUUCUUGCAGGAAGGCUUCGCUAUCAACAUCUAUUUACAUAACACUGUACAUUUUGUUCUCAUUAAUUUCAGCGGUUACAGUAUUUUUGAACGUACUGGUGAUCAUCUCGAUCUAUCACUUCAAGCAGCUCCACACUCCAACCAACCUGCUCAUCCUCUCUCUGGCUGUGACAGAUUUCCUGGUGGGACUGAUUGUGAUACCAGUAGUGACUGUGGCAGUAAUGGAAUCAUGCUGGGUUUUUGGGAAAUAUUUCUGUGUGUUUUUUCUCUUCGUCGGUUACUUAAUUAUUUCUUUGUCUCUGGGCAAUUUGGUUUUGAUAUCUAUUGACCGUUAUGUAGCUGUGUGUUAUCCCUUGUUGUACCACUCAAAAAUAACAAUACCAAGAAUUAUCUGUUGGAUAUUGAUUACCUGGUGUUGGUGUAGCAUAUACAAUGCUGCUAUUUCAAAUAACUCUGUAACUGUACAGGUACCCAAAAUGUGUUUUGAAGAAUGUUUUAUUUUUGAAGGAUUUAACUGGAGUAAAACCAUUGACUUUGUAAUUAUAAUGGUUGUUCCAUGCUAUAUUAUUAUAACACUUUAUUUCAAAAUAUUUGUGGCCGCCAGAUCACAGGCCAGAAAGAUAUUUUCAAAAGAGGCUGCCACCAAGUCUGGUGUUAAAAUUGUACAGGCAAAUACAUCUGAGAGAAAAGCAGCAAAAACUCUAUCUAUUGUAGUUUUCACCUAUCUCACUUGUUGGAUUUCUAUUUUUUUUCUAAAUUUUUUUUUUCUACAAUCAUUAACUUACUUAGUCUUGCUACCAUUUCUUAAUUCCUUAAUUAAUCCAAUAAUUUAUGCUUUCUUUUAUCCAUGGUUCAAAGCGAUAGCUAAACAUAGUUUAACUCUAAUGUUAAGGCGUUUAUAGUUCCUACAUUUUUAUUCAAAAGUUUGACAAACAUAAAUUUGAUAUUGUUAUUUUCAAACUAUACUGUUGUUGUAAUUGUUUAUUUCAUGAUACACUUACAUGACUUCUCAGUAAGCUGUUGUUAUCAUAGAUACAUUUGGUGUUGAUUCAGAAUGUGGUGUUGAUACAGCAUGAUUUGGCUGUAUUGGAUUGUAAUGACUUGUUAAUUGCCGAAGGCAUAAGCUUGUUAUAAAGACAUUUUUGUCAUUUUGGGUUGUACAUUCCAAAGACCAAAGUCUGUGUUUGUUCCAUGUUAUUUAAUGAUAAAUAGUAUGUAAGUAUUCUAAAAGUAAAGUACAUUUUGAGGACGUCAUGAAUCAGUCCAGAUGUUAUUUAACACCACCCUCUAGUGGCUCCAUGGUGACACAAUGUCUUUAACAAGUGUAGUAAAGUUUAAAUGUACAAUACUGCUUGAUAUCAUAUACUGUCCAGGUCUAUAUCAAUGGUGUAUUUUGUAAGAAUUUGAUGUUAAAAUGUAACAAUGUGAAAAAAUGACAAAUAAUAAUGCUCCAAAAGAGAGAUUUGCACAA
Messenger RNA from Salvelinus fontinalis (brook trout), 2832 nucleotides. RefSeq names its product trace amine-associated receptor 13c-like. Gene Ontology annotation, molecular function: trace-amine receptor activity. NCBI's taxonomy places the organism in Eukaryota, Metazoa, Chordata, Actinopteri, Salmoniformes, Salmonidae. Gene Ontology annotation, cellular component: membrane. The record is from RefSeq and is a predicted model, not a curated record. Gene Ontology annotation, biological process: G protein-coupled receptor signaling pathway. The coding region runs from base 1322 to 2263 and encodes 313 amino acids. The transcript has a single exon.